This is a messenger RNA of Adineta steineri, 1656 nucleotides long. The record is from the annotation of a GenBank genome assembly. Lineage: Eukaryota; Metazoa; Rotifera; Eurotatoria; Adinetida; Adinetidae.
AUGUCAAUGCAUUUACCAGUGACAAUAUCUAUUCAUCGUGGUGAAGUUGAAAGUUUAUUUUUACCAAAUUUUGAUUUAUCCUAUGAUAAUUCUAUUAAUGAUAUACUAUUACCAUUAAACUUAAGUAAUAUUGAUUGGUAUUUAAUUUCGUCAAGUGAUUCAAAAAUGUCACCUUUAUUACCGUCACCAACUAAUAUUUUUACUUCAACUAAUUCAACAGCAGUAACAUCUUCAACAACACCUAGUCCAAUGCCAUUAGUUCAAGCAUUACCUGUUGCCCUUGUUCUUUCAAGUAUUGUUGUUUUAUGUAUAUGCGGAAAUAUACUUGUUAUUUUAUCUGUCUUUACAUUUCGACCAUUACGAACUGUACAAAAUUUCUUUAUUGUUUCACUUGCUUUUUCUGAUAUGUUUAUUGCUAUUAUGGUUAUGCCAUUUCAUAUUGUUAGACAUAUACUUAAUCGAUGGGUAUUUGGAGAAAUACUUUGUCAAAUUUUUGUUACUUCUGAUGUACUUUUAUGUACAUCAUCAAUAUUAAAUCUUAGUGCUAUUGCGCUUGAUCGUUAUUGGGCUAUAAGUGAUCCGAUACAAUAUGCUCGUAAACGUACAAUACGACGUGUCCUUUUUAUGAUUAUGCUUGUAUGGGUAUUAUCAGCAACUAUAUCAAUUCCACCAAUAAUAAUAACAAUGCUUGGUUCCAGCCGACUACAAACUUUUGAUGGUUUACAAUGUGACUUAUCAAGAAAUACAGCGUAUGUUAUUUAUUCAGCAUGUGGAUCAUUUUAUAUUCCAGCAUUAAUAAUAACAAUUGUUUAUAUACAUGUCUUUGUUGAAACAAAAAAACGUUUUCGUGAACGAGCUAAUGCUGCAGCAAAAUUAGUAAAUGCUACUCGUGUCAUUGAUAAUGAACAACCAUCAUUAAUUAAUGUUGCAUUAAAAAAUAAUAGUAUUGCGUAUAAACAACGUCAUCGACAUAAUCAUCGUAAAAAUCAAACACAUAAACCAUCACCUCUUCAUACAAUGGGUGCAUCAUUUAAAUCAUUAGCAUCAAACGGUAGUGGACCAGAAAAUUUUAGUACCGAUGAUGCUGAUGAAACAAUAAUUACAAAAGUAUUACCAUCAUCAAAUAAUAAUAAUCUAGUUAACUGGCAAACAAAAAAUAAAGAUGAUUUAACAAUUCCAUCUAUUAAUGAAAAUGAUGUUGAUAAUAGUUCUAUAAAUCAACAACAAAAUGCUGCUGUACAAACAAGUGAAUUAUUAGAUAAAACACAACGUUUAUCAAAAGAUGCCGGUCGUCGUAGUCUUUUUAAAGGUAAAAGUUUAUCAGCAUUAAUGAAUGAACGACAAAAAAUAUCGUUAACACGUGAACGUCGAUUAUCUCGAACACUUGGAAUAAUUAUAAGUGUAUUUCUUCUAUGCUGGUUACCAUUUUUUGUUGUUUAUCUUAUUUCAGCUUUUGAUAAAGAUAUAUAUGGAAAGAUGCAAGAACCAUUCUCAUCACUUAUUCUUUGGCUUGGUUAUAUGAAUAGUGCAUGUAAUCCAUUAAUUUAUACUGUUUUUAAUGUUGAAUUUCGUACAGCAUUCAAACGUUUAUUAUGUCCGCAUUCAACAAAUAAUACUUUAAGUCGAACAAAUACAAAUAAACAAAGUCGACGUUAA